CCCACUACUUUACCCACAGGUUUACAGUUGUCCAAGUUAAGAAACUAAUGCUGCUGGAGUGAUUUAUCGAAAAAGUUGUGGGAGCACAACCUACGUAUGUGAAUUUUUUGUAAUAUAAUUUCUAUUUCAUCAAGCUUUAUUCGUGCUAAACUCUGAUUUGAUCAAAACAAUAUUGUCAAAUCACUUAAUUCAUACCUUUCAAGUUAUUUCUAGUUGAUCGUAAAUUGAAACAUUCUAGCAAAUUAUCAGACAUGGUGUAAGUGUUAUGUUUGGAUUAUAUAGAACAUGAGUUUAUUUAAUUUUGUUUUUCGUUGUAGUUUUUACUAAGAGAUACCAUCAAUUGAUAAAUAAACCAAAGUCAUAUAAAAGCAGGCGUAUUUAAUUUCCUCAUCGAGUAGUAAUAAAGUUAUUUUUCUAUUAUGCCUUUCAUAAUACAGUGUUUAGGUAUCUUAGUAUUAAUUUUAGUAACAAACGUAAGAAGAUGAACAUUUUGUAUAUUUUGAAGCAUUUAAAAAAAAAAAACAAAUAUUAUUAAGGCCGCCAAAUACACUGUUAUAGCAGACGAUGAAAAUAUUUUUACACCCUGCGAAGGUGAAGAAGAUCGAUUUAUGACAAGGUUUUUCGACUUAAGUAAUCUGAAAGUCACAAUAGGGUCUGAUGAUGAGCCCAUACUUAAUGGAUAUAUGGUGUCAAUUGCUGAUGUUAAGCCUAAUGACACGAUUUCGAUUGCUAGUGCAAUCUUUAAAGAAAAUCGAGGCCAAUAUAUAAUACCAGCCUUAGAGAUUAAUCGGAAUGAUCUAUGUAAAGCCUUAUUUAAUCCAUUUGAAGCUUGGCAUCAAUACGUUAAACAUAUGGAAAAAUUCUUAAAGUGUCCGAAUGUUAAAGGGACUAUUUAUAGGAUUCCCAGUUGGUCAACCAAAGCAAAUGUUUCAAAUAUUCCAGAUCCAAACCUUUCUGGGGCUUACCGCAGUGUUAUGCAUUUUGCAGUCGUUGGCAAUGAAAAGAUCUCGAUGUGUGCAGUUUUUAAUUUUCAUAUGUUUUUAAUUGAUAAUUUAUGAGAAAUUCCGUUAAAAUGUGAUCGCGCUUUCCAAUAAAUACAAGUUUGAGUUUUGAAGCGACUUUUUAAAGAAUAAUACUUAUAUCAAUUUAAAAAUACAUAUACAUGCAUUGUGCCCGUUGUCGAUCGAAAGUAGGUUAGAGAUCACUUGCUUUGUUUGGUAGAUGUGUCAGAUGUCAAAUUUUGAAUGACAAAUUUUGAAUGACAAAUUUUGUUUUCAGUAUCUACUGGAUUUUUUCGAUCUACUUUAUUAAACUGAAGAGCUAACCUCAAAAAUUGAAUUAUAUUACCGAACUCAUUUGAAUUAAAAAAAAAACUAACUAACUAAAUAGACACCAGAGAGCUUACAACAAUUUUUGAGGGUGGAUGUUUUUACUUGUUUUAUAAAAAAGGACAAGAAAUGGUUCCACAUCAAAAAAAUCUUCGGGGAUCUGUCAAAACCAACAUUAGAUACACUCAAAAAACUGUUUUUAGACAUACUGUCUGAGCGUCGCGUCGCG
Episyrphus balteatus (marmalade hoverfly) is the source of this 1557-nucleotide messenger RNA. RefSeq lists its product as uncharacterized. The coding region runs from base 609 to 1058 and encodes 149 amino acids. NCBI's taxonomy places the organism in Eukaryota, Metazoa, Arthropoda, Insecta, Diptera, Syrphidae. The record is from RefSeq and is a predicted model, not a curated record. The transcript has 3 exons.